Messenger RNA from Schistosoma intercalatum, 11879 nucleotides. NCBI's taxonomy places the organism in Eukaryota, Metazoa, Platyhelminthes, Trematoda, Strigeidida, Schistosomatidae. The record is from the annotation of a GenBank genome assembly.
GUAAAAUUGAAACAAGUCACAGGAAAGGAAUUCAUUGUACCAAUGUUUAAAACUGAACCGAAACCGAAAAAAUACAUAUUCGAUUUUGAUGAACGUACAGGAGAAUUAGACGGUAAAAAAAUAAACGAUGACGGCGGUAAAGAAGUUGAUGAAUAUGAUUUCGACCGGAUACCAGCUGUUGAAGAACAUAUCAGUAUUCGUCCAGAACUGAAAACUGAUCCACAUUUACUUAUACUCCAAUGUCAAGAGUGUCCUGGAGCAGAUGGAACUGGCAAUUUACCUGUAACGCCACCAGAAAAAACGAAAGAAGAUACUGCAAUGUCAACUGCAUUGAAUAUAGCUGGAACGAAUGGUUUAUUAAAACUAUCCGAUUGUCCACCAUUUCCAUUAGUUAAAUUGAAAUUAGUCUGUUUAGAUUGUUUAGUUGAUAGUGUAUAUAAAGGUGGUAGUAUACGUGAUCCAGCUGGUGGAAGUUAUGAACAUUUAUUGCUACCGUUAGUAAAAACAAUCAACUGUCUACUUGUUAUGGGUGUGCUCGAUCAAAAAGAUAUUCACACUCUAUUGGCUAUCUUGGAUCCUAAAUCAUUUAAAGCAUCAUUGCCAUUAAGAGGUGAUUCGACGUAUGAAAGUCUACUCGAGUUUCACUUGCCAGAAAGUGUCAAACUAGAAAUAUGCCGUCUGUUACAUAAUUUAUGUGAUCUACAAUUACGUAACCGAGUAGAACAGGUUGUAAAAUUUGCUAGUAAAUUUGUACAAGCUUUACAAGAAGAUCAAAAUUUUAGGUAUAUGGCUAUCAAGAAAUCCAAUCUACCAUCAUCUGUAGCAGCUAGAAGAACAAGGGAAUUUAGAUGCCCUGCCUCAGUACAAAUGAAAAGUCUUCUGCAAAUCCAUGGUCCGGGUGGACCAACAGGUCGUUCACAAGAGGCACAAACUGAACCAUCAACUAAUGAGACAGUUUCUGGAAAUGAAGAAGAAGAUGAUGAAUUAGAAGAUGUUGAAACUAAUCCCUGCUCGGAAGAAGUUAAGGAAAUGCUUCGAAGUUUUCACAAACUACUCUGUAAUAAGCUAGGUGUAAUGUUACCAGAAAAUAAUGAAAGCAACUCAGGAAAUAAAUCAGACUCUGAUAAGUUUGCGGACAGUGGGUUCGACGAAUCACAUUUACAUUCACCAUUACUAACACAUCCAUCAGAUACCCUUAGUUUGGCAUCAUUUGGUCCAUCUUAUCCAUCUGAUGAAUUACAAACAGCUUUAGCUCACCUUCCACUGGUCCCGCCUGAUAUGGGUCAUCCAGAAGAAGGUUCAGGUACACCGCCAUGGAUUUUAAAAUUAUUAUGGAAUGUAAUUAUUCGUAAUCCAUUGACAAAUGAUUCAACCAUUGAAGUGAAUGAGAAUAAUGAGCAGACAUCUGUUACUCAGUUUUAUCAUUCAGGAAAACGUUCACUGGAUGGACUUAUCGUUUAUACGAUAGUUAAAUGGGCUAAAGAAGGUUUUAUUGAAAGUUUGGAACUGAUCCGAGAAAUGUUUUCUGCACUUCAUCGUCAAUACAAUGCAACUGAAGAACUAAAAAAUGCAUUAGAAAAAACUUAUGUCAUCAGUGGUUCAUCGCAAGAUGAAGUAUCUCGUCUACUACGUUCACUUGGACGAGUAAGAAGUUUACUUGGUGUUCAGUUAGGAUCAAAUGAAGAAAUUCUAUUAAAGAAUUGUUUAUGGGACUUAAUGAAUAAUAAAGUAUUCUUUCAACAUCCUGAUUUAACACGUUGUUUAGCUGUACAUGAGACAGUUAUGCAAUUAAUGGUACAAACAUUAACUAAAGCAACAUUUGAACAACCAGGUGGAAAUGCCAUUUCCAAAGAUGCAAUACAUUCAUCCAAUCAGGCGGUAACAACUGACAUUACAGUGACUAGUGUCACUGGUUCUUCAUUACCUGUUCUACAUGAGGAAGGUUUAAAUUCAACUACAGGUCAUGGAAGUCAUCACCAACAACAACAGCAAUCGCAACAACAACGUGGUUCAGCUGGACCAACUGAAAUGGUUGUUCAAUGUUGUCGUUUUCUAUGCUAUUUUUGUCGUACAUCAAGAGAUAAUCAAAAAGCUAUGUUUGAACAUCUUAGUUAUAUGCUAGAAAAUUCAUCUAUGCUACUUGCUCGUCCAAGUCUUCGUGGUACAUGCCCAUUGGAUGUAGCUUAUUCUUCUUUGAUGGAUAAUAAUGAAUUAGCUUUGGCUCUACGUGAAAAACAACUGGAAAAGGUUGCUAUCUAUUUAUCACGAUGUGGUGUUCAGUCAAAUGCUGAGUUAUUAGCUAAAGGUUACCCAGAUAUUGGAUGGGAUCCAGUGGAAGGAGAACGUUUUCUUGAUUUCUUACGUUUCACUGUUUGGGUUAAUGGUGAAACAGUUGAAGAAAAUGCUAACUUAGUUGUUCGUCUAUUGAUUCGCCGACCAGAAUGCUUAGGUCCGGCAUUGCGCGGUGGAUCGAAAGUUAUGAAACAUUCUACUGGAAAUACGGGAACAGACGGUUUAGAAGUGCCACCAGGUGGUCCAGAUGGAUUGCAUGCUGCAAGCGAAUCAACUGGACAGCUAAUUAGCGACACAGAUUAUCAGCCUAAUUUAGCUGGUGGUGGUCUUCUAAAGGCAAUGAAAGAAGGUCUAGUAAUGUCAGCUCAAAUUAAACUAGUGAAAAUGGCUCAAGAAGCUGAAGCAGCAGGCUUGAAUCCAGAAGAAGAAGAUUUAGGGUGGCGAACUGUCUUGAUGGACUACGAAGACGCUAAUUUAUUUACACCACUACCAUACAACUUUGAAUCACUACCGCCUGAAGAUGAUCCCGAUUACAUUGAUCUGGGUGCUGCAAUAUUGACGUUUCAUUCAAUUUUGGUAAAUUUAUUGGGAUAUUGUGCACCAGAUAUGGAAACUGUUAAAAGUGAAUCAAUACGUGCUAGGUCAAUUUUACAAUCACUUGUUAGUAUGGCUGAUUUAGAAGGAGUUUUAUCAUUGAGAUUUAUAUUACCUCCGCCAAAAUUAGAAGUCCAGACUAAUGAAGAUGGAGAAGAUGAAUGGGUUGAUAAAGCUGGUAUGCCACCUGGUCUACUGCCAGAGCAUAAAGCAUCAGUUGUGUUAUUUUUAGAGCGAGUUUAUGGAAUUUCAGAUGCUGCAACAUUCUUAAGAUUAUUAGAAAAUGGUUUUCUACCAGAUUUACGUGCAGCUACAUUACUUGAUUCAACUGUUGUUCCAGACAGUGAUAUGGCUUUGGCAUUAAAUCGUUAUUUAUGCAACAGUGUUUUGCCAUUACUCACACGUCAUACUAAAUAUCUUGGCGAAGAAGGUACAACUGGAGGAUUAUUUGAGGCAACAUUACAAACGGCUUAUCGUUUAUCAAAAUGUCGAUCCAUUACUAAUCAUCAACGUGAAGUCGUUUGUGACUUUUUAGUUGCUUUGAUGCAACAAAUUAAACCACCAAUGAUGUCUGCUCUAUUAAAGAAAAUGGUUUCUGAUUUACGUACAUUAUCAAAAGAAUCCGUCGUAUCACUUCGAGCGUUGACAGAAUUUUACCAACGCUGUGGAACUUAUUAUAGUUCAGAUGGAUGGACGGGUGGCGCACAAAGUUCACCAGGACAUAGUGCAGCAUCAGUUGACGAUGAUUCUGGAUGCACCAGUAACGAAACCGGUAGUGGUGCUAGUUCUGGUGGAGCUGAUAACGUAGGUAGUCGUAGCGGUGAUGGUGAAACAUCAGCAUCUGAAGAAGAACGAAGUAUCACUGCUCAUCUAUUCAUAUUAAUAUUCGAAAAGUUAUCCCGACAACCAUAUGAGCCCGAAUUAUUUUCUUAUGCAUUACCAUGUCUAUGUUCGAUAGCAUGUGCUUUACCACCGGAUUAUUCAAUUAGUCAGUUGAAUGCGAUGGGUCAACAAAAUGACAGUUUGGGGCAAAAUGUUGGGCAAUCAGUAUUCACUGAUCAAAUGAAUUCUUUACUAGUUCCUGGGGCUCCUAAAUUAGAAGCAAAUGAUUCACUUGAUGAACUUGUUCAUCACGAUGUAUUUCGCCCUCAACCUAUAGAUACAUCUCAAGUUCGUCUUCCAGUAGCAUUGAAUGGCUUAAUUCAGAGAUUCGCUGAACAUUGCCAUGAUUCAUGGGCUUUAGAUUUGAUUGAACAGGGUUAUACAUUCGGUGCACAAGUUGAUGAAGUUCGAAGAACACACCCAAAUUUACGCUCUUUCAGUCAGUUGCCAACACAGGAGCAAAUGAGAUACAUUCAUCCUGUAACAGAUACACUAAAAACGAUGUUAGCAUGUGGUUGGUCUGUUGAUGGUGAUGAAAAUCGUUACCGUGAUACACCUGGUGAUACAAAACACAUACGUAGACAAACGAUUACAAGUGAUAAUUUGUUAAAUUAUAAUCCGAGUCCAAAAGAUUUACGUGGUGUAAAUGUUACCAAAGAAAUGUUAAAUAUGGCUGAACGUCUAGCUGAUAAUGCACAUAAUAUAUGGGCCAGACAAAAAAUGAGUGAUCUCGAAGCAAUUGGUGGUGGAGUACAUCAACUACUAGUACCAUAUGAUAUAUUAACAGAUAAUGAACGUAAAAGAUAUCGGCGUCUAACCCAUGAAUUGAUUAAAUAUUUACAAUAUAAUGGUUAUAGAUUAACUGUUCGUACUGGAUCAAAUUCAACUAAUACUAGUACAAAUAAAGGGAAUGGAGGUACUAGUAAUGUUAGACAUCAUGACAACAGAAAUUUAGCACCAACAUCACGAUUUGCUUAUGGGUUAUUGAACAAGCUUUUGGAUUAUGUCGAUUCGGCCAUGUCAUCAGUUCGUGAACCAAUGCCAAGCACUCGUUAUAGUACUAGUCGUUCAUGGUUAAGUUCAAGUCAAGAUAUGAAAUUCUUUGUUAAGGUUGUACUGCCAUUAGUUGAACGCUACUUUGAAACACAACAGGCAUACUUUUUAGACCCAGUAGCAGGUGCUUCAAUUGAUGAAAAGAAGAUGGCUGCCACUUUAUUUUGUAAACUCUUCUCGUUACUUCGAAUAAAAUUGAACACAUUUGGACAUGAUGUAAAGAUAGCCGUAUCUUGUCUUCAAGGUCUUGUGCAAACAAUUGAUGUAAAAGCAAUCUUAAAGAUGGGUACGGCGGAGGAUUUUGUUCGCAGUCGCAUCCUACCGUUUUUUGUUAAUGCGGCUGAUGAUUUAUGCGUUGUAGUUAGAAAUCUUGAUGCUAGUCGAUAUUCACAUGUGAAAGGUACAAUUAAACGUGGCGCAUGUUCAGUAGAUUAUAUUCACAUGGUAUUAUUACCUGUACUGAAAUCAAUGUUUGAACAUUUGGGCAAAAACGAAUGUGGCGAAUAUCUGCUAGUGGGUAAUGUCCAAGUCACAUGUUACCGAAUACUCAACGCUUUAUAUAAACUAGGUACUACAUCAUCGAAACACGCAAAUCGUCAAAGCUUUGUUGAUGAACUAAAUAGACAUAGAGCUUUAAUUGGUGAUUGCCUUGCUGCACUUGCAUCUGCAUUCCCUGUAGCUUUUCUAGAGGCUAAUUUAAAUUCUAAUAAUCCUCUUUCAAUUACAUUCAAUAAUCGUGGUGGUGAUUAUAGUCUUGAAGCUAGAGAUGUACUUGAAAAACUUUCUAAAACAAUCGGUGAUCUACAAAGCAUCAUUAAGCAAGUGGAACUUUUAGCCGAAUCUGGAGCAACUGGUGCUUCUGAAGCGCCAUAUCUUAUUGAGGUUACUUUACCUAUGCUUUGUUCAUAUUUACCUAACUGGUGGCGUAAAGGACCUGAAUGUAUGAAUUUAACUUCUUGUAAUGAUGGUUCCAAUGAAGGUGGAAUAGGACAAGACAAUAAAACUGGUAAUUUAGUACCUAAAACAAAAGGAAAUACCUUUCUAGCUAGUGCAACUGGACCUUUAACAACUGUUACAGCUGAUCUAAUGAAUCGAGUUCUUGGCAGUGUAUUGCAAUUAAUUCAAACAAACAUUGACUCAUCACAUGCACCUUGGAUGACGAGAAUAGCUACGCGUACUCAACCCAUUGUAGCUAAUUCUACAGCUGAUAUGCUUGGUCAAUAUUUUUUGCCAGUAUCUGAAAGGCUACUUGAACAUGCUUUGAUUGUUGAAAGAGUAGAAGAGGCGUAUAGAGCGGAAAAACGUGCAGGUUCUGAAAGUGUCGGUGAACGUGAAGAAGAACUAUCACAUUUAGUUGAAAUACUAGUACGAAAUUUAUUUGCGUUCUAUCCCCUUCUAAUAAAAUUUGUUGAUCGUCAUCGAAGUGCUUGGUUGAAAAAGCCGACGUAUGAAACGCAACGUUUAUUCUCAGCUGUUGCAAGGAUGUUUUUAGUAUGGAUCAGAGCAACGAAAUUUAAACGUGAAGAAGAGAAUUUUGUAAGCGCUCAUGAAAUUGAUCGGUUAUCAUUGAUUGUGCCAAGUGGAGGAAAUUUAACACCAGGUAUAAAUCGAAGUCGAACUCACGCAAAUGGACGUAAUGAAUCAAGUAGUUUGAAAAAUGUAAAAAAAGCUAAAACUGGUCCACAUACAAGUUUAACUGUUGCAUGUAUUAAACGUCUUCUACCAGUUGGUUUAAGUCAACUUGGUGGACGUGAGCAAGAACUGGUAUUAUGCGCGAAAAGAAAGCUGAUUAAGGAAACGCUUAGUUUGACAGGUGACAGAGGUUUGGAGCAUUUAAUGCAGAGAGAGAGUGACACUGCGAUUGAAGCAUUCCUCAACAAUGCUUUGGAUCAAGAAGGCGAUCUUGAUCAUAGAACUCAAAACUGGCAGAAAUUAUUAUAUAAAAAAAUUGAUCGAACUAUUGCAGCAACCGGCCGACAUGCUGAACUUGCAACAUCAACAAGAUCAGAGAUAGUUGACAAGAUUCAAAUUUUAUCCAAAGUAAUGCACGGUCUUUACUUGGUUGAUCAUCCACCAGCAAUAAGUAAAGGUUCUUGGAAGAAAUUGGUCUCCUCUCAACGUAAACGUGCCGUUAUGGCAUGCUUUCGUAUGGUACCACUUUAUGCAAUGCCAACUCAUCGUGUAAUGAAUUUAUUCAUAAAAGGCUACAUAACUGAAUGGUUAGAUUAUGAAGAAUCAUUAGGUGUGAAAUUAAUUGAAGAUGUGACAAGUGGUGCAUUACUGAAAGAUUUAUCCAAAUCAAAUGAAUUACCAUCAACAGGGGGAACUAAUGAAGUUAUAGCUGGCACUGUCCAUGCAAUUGAAGGUGUUCAGAAAAGUACAGAUACUGAAACUGGUACAGCUCAAGACUUAGAUAUGAUGGAUUCAACUUUAGAGUUGGAUCUAUCAACUACAAACAAUGAUCCUGGAACGUCUAUCAGUUCAGAUAGUAAUAAAUCAGCUAGCCUACUACAAACUGGUUCUUUACAAACAACUAAUAGUUCUUCAAAUCAAUAUACUUAUGGACAAGAUUCAUCUUCAUGUCAGCCUGACCCACUGACACAAUUAUUAACAGCUCUAUGCCGUUCAGCAUCUGAUCAAGCUCCAGAUGAUCCACUAUAUUUAGCUUAUGCUAAAAUCAUGAGCAAAAGUUGUAGUGGUGAGGAUGAAGAAGAGGAAGAGGAGAACAGCAAUGAAGAAGGUUCUAGUUUUCAGGAACAAGAAGAACAAAAGCAGCAAUUGUUGAGUGAACAAAAUCGUCUUGCAGAACGUGGUGCAGCUGAAAUGGUUCUACUACAGUUAGCUGCAUCCAAAGGUGAAUCCACACCAGUUGCUCAAGCAAGUAUUGAAUUAGGCAUAGCAUUACUACUUGGCGGUAAUAUUGAUGUUCAAGGAAGAAUGUUAGAUUAUUUAAUGAAAAAGAAAUUAUCUGGUUUUUUCACAAGUUUGGCUGGUUUAACACAAAAAUGUUCCGUUUUAGAUUUGGAUACAUUUGAAAGAUGUAAUAAAGCUGAAGGAUUAGCUGUUGGUCUGUCCGACAUGGAAGGAAUAACUAACUUAUAUGAUGCUGAUUUCACUUGUAAAAUAUUUCGAUUUUUACAGUUACUAUGUGAAGGACAUAAUCUAGCCUUUCAAGAUUAUCUACGUACACAAGCUGGUAAUACUGUAUCCGUGAAUUUGAUUAUCUCGACAGUUGAUUAUUUAUUACGAUUACAAGAAUCCAUUAUGGAUUUCUAUUGGCAUUAUUCCAAUAAAGAUACAAUUGAUGAAUCAGGCAAAAAUAGUUUUGUUCGCGCUAUCAAAAUUGGCAAACAAGUGUUUCGUAGUUUAACCGAAUAUAUACAAGGUCCAUGUAUUGGAAAUCAACUAGCACUAGCCCAUAGUCGUUUAUGGGAUGCUGUAGCCGGAUUUAUUUAUGUUUCAGCACAAAUGCAAGAUAAAUUAAGUCGUGAUCCUGAUCAGUUAGAUUUAUUACGAGAAUUUCUCAAUUUACAAAAAGAAUUGAUGAUUAUGCUGUUAUCUAUGCUUGAAGGAAACGUUGUCAAUGGGCCAAUCGCUAAACAAAUGGUUGAUACAUUAAUUGAGUCUUCGGCUAAUGUUGAGAUGAUUCUCAGAUUUUUCGAUAUUUUCCUUCGAAUGAAAGUGAUUACUACUUCUGAAGCAUUUUUAGCUUUCGAUGUAAAUGGUGAUGGUUGGAUUUCACAUAGAGAAUUUCGAUUAGCUUUAGAACAACAAAAAACCUAUUCACCUGAGGAGAUUAACUAUAUCAUUGCAUGUGUUGAUAAUAAUGCAGAUGGUAAAGUUGAUUUUAAAGAAUUCACAGAACGUUUCUACAAUCCAGCUGAAGAUAUUGGUUUCAAUUUAGCUUUAUUAUUGACUAAUUUGUCCGAACAUGUACCAUCUGAUCCAAGAUUGGAAAGAUUAAUUGACAAAGCUCGUGGAGUACUAGACGUAUUCGAGCCACAUUUAGGUAGAAUAGAAAUUACCGGUUCAAAUGGUCGAAUUGAACGUGUUUACUUCGAAAUACGCCAACAGCAUAUUGAUCAAUGGGAAGCACCACAAAUUAAAGAAUCUAAGAGGUCCUUUUUACAUUCUGUAGUUGGUGAAAGUGGAGAUAAAGAGAAAUUAGAGUGUUUUGUUAAUUUCUGUGAAGAUACCAUAUUUGAAAUGCAACAUGCUCAGUCAAUUAAUGGAGAUGAAGCUGACAUAGCCUUGAAUAGGGUUGCUGCAUUUAAUCGCUUUUUGGAAAUAACUCACCUAGCAUUCAUAGGACAUGUACUGUCAGUUAUAUUUCAUUGUGUACGACCAUCUCAAUUGUGUUCUACAUGGAAUACAUUACGUCAAAUGACAAUACCAGAUAUCCUGUUGACUAUACUCGGUAUAAUUGUUGGAUUAUUAAUUUGUGUGGGGCGAUUCGGAUCACAUAUACUUCAUCUCUUAUGGUAUAUUAUAGUUGCACUUGCGUCUGAUAUUAGUCAGAAAAGAUCUUUAACAUAUUGUAAUUCAGCUGUACGCGCAAUGAUUCCAUGGUCAAUUGAUCGAAGUUCAUAUUCAAAAGUAGCGACAAUUACAGGAUCUAUACAACAUCAUUCUAGUGAAAUCGAUACGGAACAGCCAUGGUGGUUAUUAUCAGAAGAUCAGCAAUUAUUAAUUGAACGUGCAGAUCCAGUACAUUUAGCUACCAUAAAAGAAGAGUAUGCAAUAACGAAUUCUGCAAAAUCUACACAUUUAUCACAUGAAAAUGAAAAAUCUGGAGGUGAUAUGUCUCCUAAACCUUCAGGUAAUUGGAAAAACAACAAUAAUAAUAUUGCUUCGCCAAAUUAUUUAACUAGUCCAAAUUUGAAAAAAAUAUCAACAUCGUCUUCUGCUCCACCUGGAACUCGUUUACCUACAAAUGUUAUGAAUACUUCAUCUCCAGCAUCACCAACAGUGAGUCAGAAACAAGAAGACGAAUGUAAAACAAAAUUCAACACAAGAAAUUAUGUCAUUUCACUCUUUGCCAGUAAUUUUUAUCGUUUCAAAAUUAGUGCGCUGAUAUUGGCGUUUGUUAUAAAUUUCCUCUUAUUAUUCUCCAAGGUAAAUCAGAUCAGUCCAAAUGCUUUGGGUGAUGAAGAUGCUAUUGGUAAUGAGUUAGGUGGAAAUGAUAGCAUUGACACUGAUACUGAUGAAGAGUUAGUUGAAUGGGUUUCAUCAGGCGAUACAUCUUCAUAUAUUGGUCCGCUCAUAGCUACACUUGCUGCCGUCCAUUCUAUACUAUCGUUUAGUACACUUGUGGCAUAUUAUUAUUUAAAGGUUCCACUCGUAAUAUUUAAACGUGAAAAAGAAAUUUGUAGAAUGCUUGAAUUCGAAGGCAUGUGGAUCUCUUCCCAACCGGCUGAAGAUAAUCUACGUGCACAUUGGGAUAAAUUGGUCUUAUCAACACCAUCAUUUCCACAAAUGUAUUGGGAUAAAUUUGUUAAAAAGAAAGUUCGUAAUAAAUAUUCCAUUCAAUAUGAUUAUGAUGAAAUUACAAGACUUUUGGGUAUGGAUAAAGUUAGUUCUGAUACCGAAACUGGUGGGACUAGUCUGUCUAAAUUUUUCGGGGGUAUUGAUAUACAAUAUUUGGUUUGGAAAUGGGGAGUCGUUUUUACAGAUAUUUCUUUCCUGUAUUUGGCGGUUUAUUUUGCUGCAUCAGCUUUUGGAAAUUUGAAUUACUUCCUUUAUGCUUGCCAUUUACUCGAUGUGGCUGUUUCAUUCAAAACACUCAGGACGAUAAUUCAAUCAGUUACACAUAAUGGAAAACAGCUUGUAUUAACAGUUAUGUUGACAUCGAUUGUUAUUUAUUUAUACACUGUGGUUGCCUUUAAUUUCUUCCGUAAAUUCUAUGUGAAAGAUAAUGAUGGUGUGCCUGAUCCAAAAUGUAAUGAUAUGAAGACUUGUUUCAUAUUUCACUUGCAUACUGGAUUAAGAGCUGGUGGUGGAAUUGGGGAUGAAAUUGAAGCACCUGACGGUGACGAGUCAGAAAAUUAUCGAAUCUUAUUCGAUUUGACCUUCUUCUUUUUUGUUAUCAUUAUUCUGUUGGCUAUUAUCCAAGGUCUCAUCAUUGAUGCCUUUGGUGAUUUAAGAGAUCAGUUAGAACAGGUAAAAGAAGACCUUGAAUCAAAAUGUUUCAUAUGUGGUAUUGGCAAAGAAUAUUUCGAUAAAAUACCACAUGGUUUUGAACAACAUGUUGAAAAAGAACAUAAUUUUGCAAAUUACAUGUACUUUCUAAUGCAUAUAAUCAAUAAGCCGGAUACAGAAUACACUGGCCAAGAAACAUAUGUUUGGGAGUUGUAUCAGCAAAGAUGUUGGGAUUUCUUUCCUAUUGGUGAUUGUUUUAGAAAACAAUAUGAAGAAGAAUUACAACCGAAAUAAUUAAUAAUAGGUAUACACUCUAUGAAAUGAGCUAAAAAAAUCAGACAACGCACUAGUAGACAAUGAAAAUAAUCUCCUUUCUCUCCAGGUUUUCGUUAUGCAUUUAUUGUUUAAUAAUACCCAUUUAAAUGUUGUUAUUUUGUCGCUUUUAUUCACUGAUUUCGCUUUCGUCGAUAAAAUGACAAGAUUAAUCCUAAUUCUAACAAGCCUAACACUCAUGAGGAUAGCAUCACAAUGUCCAUCUGAAGAAACCCAAUCAAAACGUUAUCCUAACAAGUGAUACUGUUUGUUUUUUGUUUAUUGCUUUCCCUCUUUCUGUCAAUCUAUUUAUCCAUUUUUUCCCAGUCUCCGAAAUUCUAAUCAGUUUUGACCAUGUCGAUCUACAGAACUGAAAAGUCUGAAAUAAUAACAAGUAAAAAGUACCAAGUAAAAUGGAAGAUGGACUGCAAUAGAAAUUUAUACAAUAUCAUACUCAAACUAUUGUUGAACACCAGUACUAAUUUAGGAUCAAUAUAAAUGCCUAUUAGUUCCCUUGCAUGCGAUAAUUUUAAAGUGCUAUAAAUAUGUUGAAAGAUACAUUGUAUUAAUUUUAAUUAUGUUGCAAAUAGAAAAUAGCUUUUCGUCUA